This is a messenger RNA of Xenia sp. Carnegie-2017, 1899 nucleotides long. RefSeq names its product glucose-6-phosphate exchanger SLC37A2-like. Gene Ontology annotation, molecular function: transmembrane transporter activity. The record is from RefSeq and is a predicted model, not a curated record. Gene Ontology annotation, biological process: transmembrane transport. NCBI's taxonomy places the organism in Eukaryota, Metazoa, Cnidaria, Anthozoa, Malacalcyonacea, Xeniidae. Gene Ontology annotation, cellular component: membrane.
CAGAAAAACAGAGACUUUAAUUACUGAUGAAUUUCUCGUAAAACUUUGAAAUAUGGUUACAGCAUUGCAGACCCGUCAAUUAUAUGCGUUUGUUUUAACGUGGCUAUCAUAUGCAUCAACGUAUUUACUGCGAAAACCGCUUGGUGUUAUCAAACCAGAAUUGGAAAAGACACUUAAUAUAAAGAAGAGUGCUUUGGGCUGGCUGGAUACAGCCCUUCUCUUCCCUUAUGCUGUCAUGCAAAUGUUAUUAGGAGGCCUUGGAGAUAAGAUAGGUGCAAGAAAGGCUUUAACUAUAUGUUUGGUUGGCUCUGCACUUUCAAUGAUGACUUUUGGUUAUUGCAAGCAUUUAUUGAUGUUUUUACUGUUGCUGUUUUUGAAUGGAACAUUCCAAGCAACAGCAUGGCCAAACUGUGUGAAAUGUCUUAGUUCCUGGUAUUCUGAUGAACAUAGAGCUUCAAUAUUUGGCUUAUGGGGAACAUGUACAUUUGGGGGAAUAUUGGGUACUUCAUUGGCUGUGUAUUUACAAUCAUUGUAUUCACCUGACUUGAGAAUGAUUUUCAUAUGGCCAUCUGUUGCAGUACUUUGUAUUGGUAUACUUGUUUUUUACUAUGAAAAGCCAUCCGAGUUAGACAUUGUCAUUCCAGGAAAGGAACUAUUGGUCAGCAACUCUACAUCAACAGAUCAUCAAAAUUUAACUUUUCUUCAAGUGAUAAAAUUGAAACUUGUUCCAGAACUUGUGGUGACAGUCAUUUGUGUUAAACUUGUUCGAUACUGUCUUUAUAUGUGGCUUCCAAUGUAUUUACAUGAAGCCUUAAAUUAUAGCAAAGUGCAAGCUGGGAUGUUAUCAACAUCAUUUGAAAUUGGCGGAGUCUUGGGGUCUGCUUUGAUUGGUGUUUUCAUAAAAAGAGUUCUUUCUGGUCAAGUUCUUCAUGGCUGCUGUCUGUCAUUAUUCCUAAGUGCACUUGCCUUGAUUAUUUUUCAUCUUACAAGUCUGUGGGGACUUUCAUUCAAUAUUUUGUUCAUGCUUAUCGCAGGUAUAUGUAAUUGUGGACCUGACGCACUAUUAACUGGCUCACUCCCUGCGCAAAUUGGAGAAAAAGUGAAUGGACAAGCUGCUGUUUCUGGUGUUGUAAAUGGAUUUGGAGGUCUUGGUGCGAUCCUCGAAGGACCGUUGAUUGGGAUAAUAGUGGAUUAUCAUGGAUGGGCAGGAGCUUUUUAUUUUAUGGUUUUUUUGUCGUUUUUUGCCAGUAUGACUUUGCUCAAAGUGCUACGUGAAGAUUCAAAAUCAUAAAUGACCAUGAUUCUCGUGGAAUGUUUGAAAUAAAGCGAUGAUUUAUUGAGAAGCGAAUUUUCGACCAAAGUAUUAACAUGUGACUCGGUUUGGUUUGGUGUAAGUAAAAUUUAACCAUCAUUACUUUUUUUUCAUCACAAAAAAUGGCGGUAAUUUUUUUAUCUUCCAAAGUUUCAACUUCCUACACAGCUGUGAGUUUGCCAAUAGAAAUUACCGCGCAUUCCAGCCAUAUUUAAUGGAUUACAAUCUUAAACAACCAAUAGAGGUUUAAUAUAUGAUGUGUAAACAGUUGAGGCGAAAAGAUUAACAUUGUCAUCUCAUCAUUCAGCACGAAUGAAACGUCAAAUCAAUUGAUUUAUUGCUUCUCUUCUAUACAGUUAGGAAAUGUUGUAAUGGGCCUGGUAUAGUAAAAGAAAACUUUUCAUAAUUUAUGUAAUAAAUCAUUCCGUUUCCACCGGGUUUUCUCAAUGAGGUUCAUUGACAGUAAAACAAUACCUCUUUAAAAAUUAUUUUAUUGGCUUGUAAUUAUAUCCUUGGUUUGUCCAUCAAGAAAAACACACUAUUUCGCGCCUGUACAUCUUGUCUGAGUAAAAAAAAAUUAAAAAACA